AUGAACGAGGAGUCAGCCAAGCUAUCCUCCCCCCUCCUCACCCUCCACCCUCCCCCCGUCCUCCCCUUCCAGUCAUCUCCCUCCCAGGUUGACAUCCAUCACUGCUCGGGAGGCCACCUCUACUCUGACAGCUUUGUCAAUGUAAAUUACUGCAGUCUGUCUGGAGUGCUCUCAGCCCAGGGAGAGCCAGAGUUCUGUUCUGCCACACCAUCACUACCCUUACCACCACUAACAUCAUCCCCACCAUCACCACCUCUAACACCAUCCCCGCCAUCCCCGCCAUCACCACCAUCACCACCAGCACCAUCAAUACCACCCCCACCAUCCCCGCCAUCACCACCAUCACCACCAUCCCCACCAUCACCACCUCUAACACCAUCCCCGCCAUCCCCGCCAUCACCACCAUCACCACCAUCACCACCACCAGCACCAUCAAUACCACCCCCACCACCACCACCAGCACCAUCAAUACCACCCCCACCCCCACCACCAGCACCAUCAAUACCACCCCCACCACCACCAUCACCACCAUCAAUACCACCCCCAUCACCACCAUCACCACCAUCAAUACCACCCCCAUCACCACCACCACCACCAUCACCACCCCCAUCACCACCAUCACCACCAUCAAUACCACCCCCACCACCACCAUCACCACCAUCAAUACCACCCCCACCACCACCACCAGCACCAUCAAUACCACCCCCACCACCACCACCAGCACCAUCAAUACCACCCCCACCACCACCACCAGCACCACCAUCAAUACCACCCCCACCACCACCACCAGCACCAUCAAUACCACCCCCACCACCACCACCACCACCACCAUCAAUACCACCCCCACCACCACCAUCACCACCAUCAAUACCACCCCCACCACCACCACCACCACCACCACCACCACCCCCACCACCCCCACCACCACCACCAGCACCAUCAAUACCACCCCCACCACCACCCCCACCACCACCACCAGCACCAUCAAUACCACCCCCACCACCACCACCACCACCAUCACCACCACCCCCACCACCACCACCAGCACCAUCAAUACCACCCCCACCACCACCAUCACCAUCAAUACCACCCCCACCACCACCACCAGCACCAUCAAUACCACCCCCACCACCACCACCACCACCACCAUCAAUACCACCCCCACCACCACCACCAGCACCAUCAAUACCACCCCCACCACCACCACCCCCACCACCACCACCAGCACCAUCAAUACCACCCCCACCACCACCACCCCCACCACCACCACCAGCACCAUCAAUACCACCCCCACCACCACCACCAGCACCAUCAAUACCACCCCCACCACCACCACCAUCAAUACCACCCCCACCACCACCAUCACCACCAUCAAUACCACCCCCACCACCCCCACCACCACCAUCAAUACCACCCCCACCACCACCAUCACCACCAUCAAUACCACCCCCACCAUCACCACCAGCACCAUCAAUACCACCCCCACCACCCCCACCACCACCAUCACCACCACCCCCACCACCACCACCAGCACCAUCAAUACCACCCCCACCACCACCACCAGCACCAUCAAUACCACCCCCACCACCACCAUCACCAGCACCAUCAAUACCACCCCCACCACCCCCACCACCACCAUCACCAGCACCAUCAAUACCACCCCCACCACCACCAUCACCACCAUCACCACCACCCCCACCACCACCACCACCACCCGAACCACCAGCGCCACCAGCACCUCCACCAGCACCACCUCCACCCCAUAAUUGUCCCUCCCCUCCCCCCCCUCCCCCUCCUCUCCCUCCUCCCGUCCUCCCCCUCCCCCUCCCUCCUCCCCCUCCUCCCCCUCCUCCCCUCCUCCCCCUCCUCCCCCUCCUCCCCCAGAGGCUCCCGCUGCUGUCAUCAGCAGCGGGAGCCUCUGGGGCGCAGACUCCUUCACAGCAGCAGCAGCAGCAGCAGCUGGAGCUGUGA
Gadus macrocephalus (Pacific cod) is the source of this 1971-nucleotide messenger RNA. Its product is annotated as basic proline-rich protein-like. Bases 1 to 1971 code for a protein of 656 amino acids. NCBI's taxonomy places the organism in Eukaryota, Metazoa, Chordata, Actinopteri, Gadiformes, Gadidae. The record is from RefSeq and is a predicted model, not a curated record. The transcript has 5 exons.